UUGUCGUCCUGUGUCUUUGGCCGAGGCCCCCAGAUCUCUCCCCUCGGUAUCUGUGUUCUCUUCACUGACUGCAGGAGUCUCCGGAGGGCAUCAGGACUCCCGGUCUCUGGAAAUGGAGUCAGUGACCUUUGAGGAUGUGGCUGUGCACUUCACCAUGGAGGAGUGGGCCAUGCUGGAUCCAUCCCAAAAGGAGCUCUACAAAGAUGUGCUGAAGGAAAUAUUGAGAAACAUGAGCUCUAUAGGAAACAUAAGGAAACAGCAAAAGAUUGAAAAUUCUGGCAUAAAGCUAAGGUAA
Messenger RNA from Alexandromys fortis (reed vole), 295 nucleotides. RefSeq names its product zinc finger protein 124-like. The transcript has 3 exons. The record is from RefSeq and is a predicted model, not a curated record. Gene Ontology annotation, biological process: regulation of DNA-templated transcription. Lineage: Eukaryota; Metazoa; Chordata; Mammalia; Rodentia; Cricetidae. The coding region runs from base 113 to 295 and encodes 60 amino acids.